CCCCGGUAGCUUAGGGACCUAGCAAAAAUGGCCGGUGUAUACGAGAAAGAGAGCGAUUAUGGCUACAUCCGCAAGGUCUCCGGACCUGUGGUGGUCGCCGACCAUAUGGCCGGCGCUGCCAUGUAUGAGCUGGUUCGCGUUGGCACGGACAACCUGAUUGGUGAAAUUAUUCGCUUGGAGGGUGACAGCGCCACGAUCCAGGUUUAUGAGGAGACGGCUGGCCUUUGCGUGGGCGACAUCGUGUUGCGCACAAAGAAGCCUCUGUGCGUGGAGCUGGGCCCUGGUGUCCUGGGCAACAUCUUCGAUGGCAUUCAGCGCCCGCUCAAGGCGAUUGCCCAGCAGAGCGGCGAUGUGUUCAUCCCCCGUGGUGUUGCUUGUCCCUCACUGGACAUCGUUAAGCAGUGGGAGUUCCACCCUAAGGGAUUCAAGGUGGGCGACCGCAUCACCGGAGGCGAUAUUUACGGUCUUGUGGCGGAGAACAGCCUUAUCGAGCACCGCCUGAUGCUCCCUCCCGGUGCCCGCGGUAGCGUCACCUACAUUGCCCCGGCGGGUCACUACAACGUGGAUGAGGAGAUCAUCGAGGUGGACUUCCAGGGCCAGAAGAAGAAGUACAGCAUGAAGCAGCUCUGGCCCGUGCGCUCCCCGCGCCCGGUGGCGCAGAAGCUGCUUGCGGACACCCCGCUGCUGACCGGCCAGCGUGUCCUGGACGCGCUGUUCCCCUCGGUGCUGGGCGGCACCUGCGCCAUCCCCGGUGCCUUCGGCUGCGGUAAGACCGUCAUCUCGCAGGCGCUGUCCAAAUACUCCAACUCGGACGGCAUCAUCUACGUGGGCUGCGGCGAGCGCGGUAACGAGAUGGCGGAGGUGCUGGCGGAGUUCCCCGCGCUCACCAUGACGCUGCCGGACGGGCGCGAGGAGUCCAUCAUGAAGCGCACCUGCUUGGUUGCUAACACCUCCAACAUGCCCGUGGCUGCCCGCGAGGCGUCCAUCUACACGGGUAUCACUCUGGCCGAGUACUUCCGCGACAUGGGCUACCACUUCUCAAUGAUGGGCGACUCCACCUCGCGCUGGGCGGAGGCGCUGCGUGAGAUCUCGGGCCGCCUCGCGGAGAUGCCUGCGGACUCGGGCUACCCCGCCUACCUGGGUGCCCGCCUGGCCUCCUUCUACGAGCGCGCGGGUCGCGUGCAGUGCCUGGGUGGUCCCAAGCGCGAGGGCUCCGUCACCAUUGUGGGCGCCGUGUCGCCCCCGGGAGGCGACUUCUCCGACCCCGUCACGGCCGCCACGCUGGCCAUCGUGCAGGUCUUCUGGGGUCUCGACAAGAAGCUGGCGCAGCGCAAGCACUUCCCCUCGGUCAACUGGCUCAUCUCCUACUCCAAGUACACCAAGUCGCUGGAGCCCUUCUACGACAAGUUCGACCCCGAGUUCGUGCAGCUGCGCACCACCUUCCGCGAGGUGCUGCAGAAGGAGGACGAGCUGAACGAGAUCGUGCAGCUGGUGGGCAAGGACGCGCUCGCGGAGACGGACAAGAUCGUGCUGGAGACGGCCAGGUUCAUCAAGGACGACUACCUGCAGCAGAACUCGUUCACCAAGUACGACAAGUACUGCCCCUUCUACAAGAGCGUGGAGAUGAUGCGCAACAUCGCCACCUUCCACCGCCUCGCCACCGCCGCCAUCGAGAAGACGGCGGGCGGCAACGCGGAGGGGCAGAAGAUCACCCUCAACGUCAUCAAGCAGCGCAUGGGCGACACGCUCUACAAGCUCACCAGCCAAAAGUUCGAGGACCCAGCUGAGGGCGAGGACGCGGUGCGGCGCAAGCUGCGGGCGGUGUACGAGGAGCUGACGGAGCGCUUCCGGGCGCUGGAGGAGGAGUUCCGGUGAGCGGCAGCGGCAUGCGGAGGCAGCCCGCCUGCCUGCCUGAGGGGGACCCCGGCCGGCCUGCAUGCAUGCAUGCGUGGAGGGUUCGUGCGGAAGUUGGAGAGUGGAGGGGCGGAUCGGGUGGUGUUUCUCGGACGACGAAGGGUAGGGGGACACUGCGAGUGCCAGGGUAAUAGCUGACAGGUGAUAGGGGGUUUCCAAGAAGUGCGUACUGGGAGGGUUUAGAGGGUAGCUUUUUGCGGACGACGGAAUAUUGCACAUGCCUGUCUAACGACGCAUCCGGGUGGCAAGCGAGCGCAGGGCCGCACUUACGGGCCGAAGGCUCCUUGUCGUGCUUUGAUAGGGGACCAAUUACAGUACGCCUCCAGUUGGUAUGAAGGAUUCGGAGAAAUUGCAGACAUUGUAGCACUUCGGUGUAUGUCAGUUCCCUAGUGAAGCCCGUGUAUGUAUCUCUUUGCGUGAUCGAGUGGAUUCCCUGUAAAGGAACAUGCGUGUGUUACAUGGUGUGGGCAUGAGAACGUUCCGAGCCUCC
Astrephomene gubernaculifera is the source of this 2404-nucleotide messenger RNA. NCBI's taxonomy places the organism in Eukaryota, Viridiplantae, Chlorophyta, Chlorophyceae, Chlamydomonadales, Astrephomenaceae. The record is from the annotation of a GenBank genome assembly.